This is a messenger RNA of Saccharomyces mikatae IFO 1815, 2268 nucleotides long. It is a transcript of the gene DSL1, whose product is annotated as Dsl1p. Bases 1 to 2268 code for a protein of 755 amino acids. Gene Ontology annotation, cellular component: RZZ complex. Lineage: Eukaryota; Fungi; Ascomycota; Saccharomycetes; Saccharomycetales; Saccharomycetaceae. The transcript has a single exon. Gene Ontology annotation, biological process: mitotic spindle assembly checkpoint signaling; endoplasmic reticulum to Golgi vesicle-mediated transport. The record is from RefSeq and is a predicted model, not a curated record.
AUGGAGCCUCUUUAUCACGAAAAAGGUGAAAUAAUACACGAAUUACUUAAGGAUCCUUUGAUAAUUGAACAUGACAACCAAAUGAUUAACAGCAGUGAGUUAGACUUCAAUAUUAAUGACUUAUUACAACAAGAGGCGUUAUUGGCCAACGAACUGAAUGUUCUAGAUAACUUGAAGACACUCUCAAAUCUUAUAUUAGAAGUGAAAACUAAUCUGAACCUAUUAGAGCUAGAAAACUGCUACUAUUCGUUGCAAUCAUUGCGAAAAAAGAUGCGUCGUAAUUCGGCUUUUCUCAAGCAAAGUUUUAACUUCCAGCAGUCCAUAUCUUCAUACAUCGACACAUUACAUUUAGAACUUGUAACUACAUUGUAUAACAUUCUUUCCAAUGGGUUCUGGAGGAUUACCGAGAGUAGCAUUCAAUUCACGCACGCGGUGAAAUGGGGUAAAGAUGAGGUUGACAUUGAAUAUAAUACGUUUAUGGAUUUUGUGGUUCAGCAGUAUUUUCCUCAGGGCAGCUUGGACAAUCAACUCUGGAUUAUUUCUGAUAUGGGAAAUGCCGACUCUCAAGAGCAGGUAAGAGCAAAAUUGAACAUCAUUCUAAAAGAUUAUAUGAAUUUUUCUAGCGUAGUGAACUUGAUUAAAAAUUCCAUUUUUCUACGUGGGAAACAAAUUUCAUAUAACCAUGAGACAAACACGCUUACAUUUUUUAAGUCUUCUUCGCAUGGCCAAAAUGAUAUAUCCAGCACAUUAACAAGUUUUGAAGCAGUCUGUGAUUUUAUGUUAGAUGGAUUAACCUUUAGAGAUCGGCAAACCUUAGGUUAUGAGCUAGGUCCUUUGGCCAAUACUGAGUUUACCAAAUUCGUGAAAAAUAAUGCAUCAACGAUUUUAGAGUCACUAGAUUCACCACUUAAAAAUUUAGUUACUGUGGCAAAUAAUAAACUAACAAAACUAGCCUCAGAAUCCGAAGCCACGAACUGGACCUAUUCCGGGAAAGAAAUACAAGAUUUAUUAGUGAAUAAACAAUUAUACUACAAUUUAUUACUGGAUAAAGUUCUUGAAUCAUACAUUGGUGAAAUAAGAAAUAUAUUCGAAGAUCCAAAUAAAAGUUGGCAAAAUUUAGAAGCUGUCAAGCUUAUACAUAGUGCUGACAGUAUCGAUAUUAUGAGCGAGAAAGUUGGAAAACACGGUAUGGAUAAACAAAAAGAGUUGGAACAUCAUACUGUUACAACUAAAGACGAUGAUUGGAAUUGGGAGGUGGAUGAUGAUACCGAUGCAUGGGGUGAUGAAAUUGACAUAGAUAUCGACGAUGAAGAGGAAAAAGCAACUCAAGAAGUGGAGAAAGAACCGGAAUAUGAGGAAAAUGCCUGGGAUGAGGCUUGGGCAAUUGACGAAAAUCUUGAAGAUAGCUCCCUAGAAAAUGGGAAGAAAGCGGCAAAAGUUCAUAAUACAGCAUUAUUUAAUGAAGACCACAUUAAAGUUACGCAGUUGCCAAAACUAUUUUUGACAAUUUCACAGAAAUUUAAGAACGCAUUUUCAGAUAGUCAUGUUGAUGAGCAAUACUUUGCAUACAAAUACAAUCUCCUACAAACCUCGUAUGUGGCUAUGUGUACAACAAGCUUCUCUCAAAACUGGUGUCAAUUAUAUGUGGAUAUGAGAUAUUUAAUAGAACAAGAUGAGAAGCUAUAUAGGAUAAAGGAAUUGACAAGAAACACGUUGGAAACCAGAUUGAAUAUGAAAUAUCGUAUUGUCUACAAAUUAAUCAAUCACCAACUGUCCGAAUUUCGUGAAAAUGAAAAAAAUCCAUCGUGGGAUAUCAUAAUUGAAAAAUUGCUACCAUAUAUCCUAAAAGAAAUUAUCCAUCCACUGGAAAAAAUAAGAGGUGAAGAAGCUUCCCGUUAUAUGUUGUCCUUUUUGGACUUCUUGUACAACAGUUGUGUGACAAAUGAAAUUUUAAAAUGGCAGAUUAUCUCGGAGGUCAAUUCAGAAAAUCUGGGUGAGCUCGUAUCUUUAUUAGUAAGCAACACCGAGAUUCAAUUUUUGACAAAGGAACCCAGUUACCAGAAGAUGAGGGAAAAGUUUGCUACAAUGGGCAAAUUUUUACCCUUACAUUUAAAAGAGAUUAUGGAGAUGUUUUACAAUGGCGACUUUUACCUUUUUUCAACAGAAGAGCUGAUCCAAUGGAUAGAGUUAUUAUUUGCUGACACACCCCUUCGAAGGAAUGCUAUUGAUGACAUCUACGAGAUCAGGGGCGCUACUCUAGAUGAUUAA